UUUUCUUCGGUCGCAGUUAGGAGUUGCUGCGCGAAGAUAAUAGAAGAUUUUUUCAUUAAUUUUAAUCAUGACGGUCAUAAUUCCUGUGUUGGCUGCCAUGUAUUUAGGGGGAUCCUUCAAUUUGUUUCAGUAUCAGAGGGGGGCGGCUGAUAUUUAUAAUACAGAAUCCCUUAAAGAUAAUAUUCUGUCCAUUAACCGUAGUUUGACGAAAUCUCAGUAUAAGCUAAUAGAAUCGAGUAACGACGCCAGAGAUUUUCUCGAUGUCGACGGCGAAUUAUCCUUAAGAAUUAAAUCGGGUCAAGUAGACGUGGAUGGGUCGGGAUCUUAUCUCAAAGACAGUUCCUCCAGGGACAAUUUUGUCGAACUUCUUGUUAGAGUACAACACGAAACGGUUACCGAAACCAUUCCCUCUUCAAUUUCGCCUAAUACGGACUGGAUGGAGAAAUCUCCUAAAUUAGUAGGUACUCACUACGUCAGAAGCAUAACGUACGGAGGAGAAUUAAUUGCAUCUGUCAGGCUGAAAGCCAUCAACAAACAAGAACGAGAGAAAAUAAAAGCGGCCGUUACGGCAAAUUUGCAAUUUACAGGAACGCUUGAUCUAGGAGCUAAAGGUAAUUUCGAUAAAUUGCGUAAAGAUUUAAAAGGAAGUUACAGAGAGGAAAUCCACACCACGGCUACAGUUACACCCAGAAGCCCGCCGCAAACGAUAGAACAAUUAAUGAAAUUAGUUGACGAAUACCCCGAAGAUGUAAUGAAAUUGAAUAACGGUAAAGGAAGACCCCUAAGAGCGGAACUAUAUCCAUUAAGCGCAUUUAAACGAGAUUACGUCAACUAUAUGAAAAACAGCGCAUUAACCAGUCUUAUAGACGAUAUAGACGCGAAGUACGACGAUCUGAGAAUCGCUCAUGGUGAGUUUUUGUCGUGGAAUGCGAGAUUACCCUACGACAUAUCGGAAGAAAAAUCCACUAAGGUAGAAGAAUUCUACGAGAAACUGGAUACCGCAUUAAACGAAUUUAACAACGCCAUUAGCAAAAUAGAUACAACUGUUACCAUCGAACAGUUCGAAGAAGCAUUCAAAGCUUACGGAAGCGAUGGCGAUAACAGUCCACAGAAAUAUCAAAGAAAUUUGUGGAUUUUGAAAAAUGAAGUUACUGGCGAUAGCCUCGAAUGGGAAAGGCCUAACGGAUUUGGUACAAAAUAUACUCACUGGGGAGGCGAAGAAUGCCCAAAUUCGGAUAACGUACGUUUAAUACAGGGUGAAGCCGUAGGACCACUCUACUCUUCGUUCGGAGGCGGAGAGAACGUUCUUUGCAUGUCCGAUGACUUAUCGGAACUUCCUCCGCUUCUAAAAAAAACAAUGACCUUUCUUCAACCCGUGAGCUAUUAUAAUGAAGAAGACGAAGUUCUGGGUAUAAAAUGUUCGGAAUGUUACACACCGGGCGCCAGUUCGGUGGCAGUCUUUCCCGGAAGUUCAUCCUGCCCCGAAGAAUGGAGAUUAGAAUACCAAGGAGCCAUGUUAGCCGAAGCGUAUUCUCGCAGCGGAAAUAAAUUUAUUUGUUUAGACUUAACAACUGAAGGCGAACCCGUUGCGAAUAAGGAUUCGUCUAUGAAAUUGGCUAAUAUUUGGUACAACGAUGAGAAUUGGGUGUCUUGCGUAGUUUGUACCAAAUUCUGAUUUCAUCGAUUUAAAAAUAUGCGAUUGUGGAUUUUUACUAAAUAACUAGUUGAAAUUUGCAAAGAUAUUUGUUAAAACGAAAUAUAUAUAUUUAAAAUUUAAA
This is a messenger RNA of Centruroides sculpturatus (bark scorpion), 1778 nucleotides long. RefSeq lists its product as uncharacterized. The record is from RefSeq and is a predicted model, not a curated record. The coding region runs from base 68 to 1675 and encodes 535 amino acids. NCBI's taxonomy places the organism in Eukaryota, Metazoa, Arthropoda, Arachnida, Scorpiones, Buthidae. The transcript is spliced from 8 exons.